Molecule: messenger RNA, 542 nt
Organism: Symbiodinium necroappetens
Lineage: Eukaryota; Dinophyceae; Suessiales; Symbiodiniaceae
Source: the annotation of a GenBank genome assembly
GUGGGCACCCGUGGACAAGCGGGGAACGGCCUCGUGCGCGUGGACCGACGGGGGCCAAAGGUGAGCGUGUUGCCGCUUAUUCCAUCAUGCAUGCCAUGAUCCUGCGGAAUCGCGGUGAUCGCCCGGGGGCCACUGCUGUGCUCAGGAGCCUCGCGGAGAGGGCUGAGCGCGGCCUAGCGGCAGAGUUGCUGGUGGACGCCUACCUUCAACUGGCUGAAUGGCUGAUGGCAGAAGACGUCGAGGAAGCCGAGAAGUGGGCCGAGGCAGCCGUGAGACUCCGGAACAAGGAUCCUAUGGCCCAUUUCAGACUCGGCUCCAUCCAGGGCGCCAAGGGGGAUCAGCUCCAGGCGCUGCGCAGCUUUCAGAACGGCCUCCGCCUGAGCGAGCCGGGCAGCCCCAUCCACGAAGAGAGCAGGAGGAUCGUCGCGGCCGUGCAGGCCACAUUAGGCUUGACCUCCGGACAUGGGAAGAGGCCACAGUCUGCAGGAGACGAAGAGGCCUCCGCGACGGUGCAGACGUCGGCUCUCUUAGGUGACCUGUAA